CACAUGGGUGUACAGUAAAAUCUUAGCAAUAGGAACAAAAACUCAGAAAUAAGACCCAACAUCUGUCCAGGAGAGUUUAGCACAUCAGGGCAGUAAGUCAGGGGAAAAAAAACGGCAAACGGCUGAGGACAAGAGCAGGAGAGAGAGAGAGUGACAGCUACUAGACGGAGGAAGAGAGAGUGGAGCAGCAGAACAGAGCGGAGAGGGAGGAGGAAAGAGAAAGAGAUAAGAGUGUGACAAACAGGAGACUUUGAGAGCAAGCACAUGGUGUAAAAAUGCCUACCAACUUCACUGUGGUCCCGGUGAAGGACAGCGCGAGAAAGGCAAAAGAGGGCAAUGAGGAGGAGGAGGAGGAUGUAGAUGACAACAACGUACUGAAAGAGGAAGAGGAGGACACCACAGGGGAUGGCGUCCCGAAGGAAAACAGUCCCUUCAUCAACAACACAGACAAUGACAAAGGCAACAGCUACGAUGGCACCAACAUGGCUCUUUUUGAGGAGGAAAUGGACAGCAACCCCAUGGUGUCAUCUCUACUCAAUAAACUGGCAAACUACACCAAUCUCACCCAGGGAGCCCAGGAGCACGAGGAAGCUGAUGAUGAUGAAGGGCCCAAGAAGAAAGCUGUUAAGAGCCCACAGAUGGGGACCUUCAUGGGUGUCUACCUCCCCUGCCUCCAGAACAUUCUGGGGGUCAUCCUGUUUCUGCGCCUUACCUGGAUUGUCGGCACCGCUGGCAUCUUGGAGUCCCUGGCUAUUGUCGGCUUGUGCUGCUCUUGUACCAUGCUGACAGCCAUAUCCAUGAGUGCAAUCGCUACGAAUGGUGUCGUGCCAGCUGGAGGUUCCUACUACAUGAUUUCCAGAUCCCUUGGCCCAGAGUUUGGUGGAGCUGUAGGUCUCUGCUUCUACCUGGGGACAACUUUUGCUGGCUCCAUGUACAUCUUGGGUACUAUAGAAAUUCUUCUGACCUACAUCGUGCCUAAAGCAGCCAUCUUCGUGGCAGAGAAAAAGGAGGAUGCGGUGGAUGCCCUGCUGAAUAACAUGCGUGUUUAUGGCACGUGCUGCCUGGCACUGAUGGCUCUGGUCGUCUUUGUCGGAGUGAAAUAUGUCAACAAGCUAGCUUUAGUGUUCUUGGCCUGUGUUAUUCUUUCCAUCCUCGCCAUCUAUGCUGGAGUCAUCAAGACCAUCUUUGAGCCACCAGACUUUCCUGUUUGCAUGUUGGGAAAUCGCACUCUGCAGAACCACAACUUUGACAAGUGUCUUAAGACAGAGAUUAUAGACAACGUGACGGUCACUACCAAGCUGUGGAAUCUGUUCUGUGAGGGCUCUGAGCUCAAUGCCACCUGCAAUGAAUAUUUUGACAACAACAACGUUACUGUGGUGCAGGGCAUCCCUGGGCUGACCAGCGGAGUCAUUUCAGAAAAUAUGUGGUCAGAGUACGGCCCUCUGAGCAUGUUGGUAGAAAACAAGAAGUUAUCAUCUCUUGGGGGAAGCGACCCUUCCCAGGACAUCUACAUGCCAUAUGUAGUCAAUGAUAUCACCACCUUCUUCACACUGCUGGUCGGCAUCUACUUCCCCUCGGUCACUGGUAUCAUGGCUGGUUCAAACCGGUCAGGUGACUUGAGGGAUGCCCAGAAGUCCAUCCCCAUCGGGACCAUCCUGGCUAUUGUGACCACCUCUAUCAUCUACAUCAGCUGUGUGGUUCUGUUUGGUGCCUGCAUUGAAGGAGUUUUGCUUCGAGACAAAUUUGGUGACUCAGUGAAAGGGAACCUUGUUAUAGGCACGUUAUCAUGGCCCUCACCCUGGGUUAUUGUGAUUGGCUCGUUCUUCUCCUGCUGUGGGGCCGGGCUGCAGAGUUUGACUGGUGCUCCGCGCCUGCUGCAGGCCAUCGCACGAGAUGGCAUUGUACCUUUCUUACAGGUGUUUGGUCAUGGGAAAGCUAACGGAGAACCUACCUGGGCUCUGCUGCUGACUGCUGGGAUCUGUGAGAUUGGCAUCCUCAUUGCCUCACUGGACUCUGUGGCUCCCAUCCUCUCCAUGUUUUUCCUCAUGUGCUACUUGUUUGUCAACCUGGCCUGUGCUGUUCAGACCCUGCUCCGAACGCCCAACUGGAGACCACGCUUCAAAUACUACCACUGGGCUCUGUCCUUCCUCGGAAUGAGCUUGUGCCUUGCUCUCAUGUUCAUAUCCUCCUGGUAUUAUGCCAUUGUUGCCAUGGCCAUUGCUGGGUGCAUCUACAAAUACAUUGAAUACAGAGGGGCGGAGAAGGAGUGGGGUGAUGGCAUCCGUGGUCUGUCUCUUAACGCAGCCCGCUACGCCCUCAUUCGCCUUGAGGAAGCUCCACCACACACCAAGAACUGGAGACCUCAGUUGUUGGUCCUCCUGAACCUGGACUCAGAUCAAGGAGUCAAACACCCUCGCUUGCUGUCCCUCACCACUCAGCUGAAGGCAGGAAAAGGCCUGACGAUAGUGGGAAAUGUUUUAGAGGGAACGUACCUCACGAAAGAUACAGAGGCCAAGAGGGCUGAGCAGAACAUCAAGUCUUGCAUGUCAGCAGAGCGGACCAAGGGUUUCUGUCAUGUUGUGGUGUCUUCAAACCUAAGAGACGGCGUCUCCCACCUCAUCCAGUCUGCGGGGCUGGGCGGCAUGAAGCACAAUACAGUCCUGAUGGCCUGGCCUGGGACCUGGAAGCAGUCCAACGACCCGCAGUCAUGGAAGAAUUUCAUAGAGACGGUGAGGGAAACCACCUCCGCCCAUCAGGCCUUACUUGUGGCUAAGAAUGUGGACAGUUUCCCCACCAACCAGGAUCGUCUGGGGGAGGGCACCAUUGAUGUGUGGUGGGUGGUCCACGAUGGAGGCAUGCUGAUGCUGCUGCCCUUCCUGCUGCGACAGCACAAGGUUUGGAGGAAAUGUAAGAUGCGUAUCUUCACUGUGGCCCAGAUGGAUGACAACAGCAUCCAAAUGAAGAAAGAUCUCCAGAUGUUCCUUUACCACCUGCGAUUGGAUGCAGAGGUGGAAGUGGUGGAGAUGCAUGAUAAUGACAUCUCAGCCUUCACCUACGAGAAGACGCUGGUGAUGGAGCAGAGGUCUCAGAUGCUGAAACAGAUGCAGCUGUCCAGGACCGAGAGGGAGAGAGAGAUUCAGAGUAUCACUGAUGAAUCGCGUAGUUCAAUCCGGAGGAAGACCCAGGGCGCUGCCCAGAGCACGAGCCUCAACCGGCAGUCCUCACCGAUGGAGGACACUCAGGAGGAUGAGGCCCAGCUCAUCCAUGACAGGAACACCGCAUCUCACGCCACCAUAAAUGACAAGGCCGACACUGGGCCCGAGCGGGUUCACAUGACUUGGACCAAGGAUAAGCUGUUCACAGAGCGUAAUCGUAACCGCGACGCCACCGUGGCUGUGCGUGACCUGUUUAACAUGAAACCAGAGUGGGAGAGUCUGAACCAGUCUAACGUUCGUCGGAUGCACACUGCUGUCAAGCUGAACGAGGUGGUGGUCAACAAGUCGCAGGGAGCCCACCUGGUUCUGCUCAACAUGCCUGGGCCACCUAAGAACAGAGGAGGGGACGAAAACUACAUGGAGUUCCUGGAGGUUCUCCUCGAGGGUCUGAACCGUGUCCUUCUGGUGCGAGGCGGAGGCCGUGAAGUCAUCACCAUCUACUCUUAAAAAAAAAAAUAAUAAUAAUAAUAAUUAAAAAUAAAUAAAUAACUUUUACGCCCCCUCACUGCACACGUGGGCUGUUGCCAUGGAUACCGGUCACCGGGCAUUCUUUGGGGGGAAGAAUCCAAAUUGGGUUUUUAUGAAGCGCGGGGGUUUGUUGGAAGGCGGGACCACUUGUGAUUGACGGAUUGGUCUGAAGGACCUGAGGACGAAGGAAACAGCGAGCGUUUGAAUCAGCUUGACUGGCUGAGAGAGCGAGCACAGCGUGAGUCCACGCCGGGCCACAGAACCCCUGCACAUGGAAGAUAGAGCAUAGAGACACUUUAUAUUUUUCAUUUAACUCUGAAAACUGUUCUGUUCUGUUACAUUUUCAUAUCCUUUCCCUCUUGUGUUGAUGUUGUCGAGUUACUGGCGCUCACUGUGUAAAGAUAAGCAAAGAAGAAGUGUUGUUGAUAUGAACCUCGUAGUCUUUCAUGUUGUCUGGUGUACUUGACUCUGGGAGGUGCAGAGACGUUUGUUGAACCGUUUGAGGAAAAAGUUGACAAGUUGUAAAGUGGAUUUGAACCCGGUCACAAAUACCUAAAUAUACUCAGAAAGGCAGAGAACCAUCCUUUAACACUCUGCUGCAGAAGGCUCACUCAUAACAACACAUACAACAACAUUUGCACUUAAAUGUUUUCAUCUAGAAUAGCCUCUCAGAAUCUCUCUUUCAGUCUGAUCUACAGAAGGGACACCCAGUCUGUUUAGAAGCUGCUAAAAAAAUGUCCUGGUUAGGUUGCAGACCCUUUAAUGUCUCACAGCGCGGGAGGGCGUGUCUUUCCCCCGAAGCUGUAGUGUUGUCGCUCUGUGGUCGUUUGCCUUGUCGGUGAUUUAGCGAAGGACCAGCCUGAAAGAUGUUGAACGUAACCCAGAUGUUGGCUCAUCUUCUGUGAGGUGGGUGGGAGCCUUUUACACAACAUCAGGUACUGAUACUUGAUCAUUGGUCAAAUCCCUCCCUCAAAGAAUUCUGUUGUUUUAAUGAGGAAAAUAGCCAUAGUUAAUAUUCCAGGAAUCUUUGUGAGCUUUAUAGUAAAACAUAUUAAAUGCACAUAUCUAUAUAUAUAUAUAUUUAUGGUGUCUGAAGUAGUGCUCAGUUGGGAAUGACCAUAGAGAUUUUUUUUUAAAUUGAAGGGCUGUUUGACAGCAUACAGUAGCUCAGUAAAUUGGUAGAUUGGCUAAAUACUUUUUAAAAUGUAAAAAGCACAAACUUUACAUGUGAAUUAGUGUCAUUCAAUUUGUUUUUUACGUGGUUUCCUCCCAAACGAAACAUCUGGUGUCGUUGCUACAGCACUGUUGACUUUGCACUACCAGUCUUUCAGCACUUCAAUCAUUGUGUACUCUCGCCUGGUUCUAUAGCUUACAGUGAUUUUUCUAACGGUUGAUGCACCUCUACAUCCAAGGAAAAAAAAAUAUUUCUAGGUUUUUGUGGUAUGUUACCAAGCAAAAAUCUUUAGGCUUUGAGUCCCAGACUGAGCAGAGGAAUUGUUGUGAGUAUGUGUAGGAGAAAAAGUGCCAAAAUGAGUUCAAAAGAAACUGUGGAAGUAUUAGUACAAUGCUUCUUCGAUCACGGACAUACUGUAGCCUCUGCUUUUCACAUCUACAAUAUUUAACCCUGAAAAUAAGAGCACAUUCUUUUUUUUCUUUUUUUUUUUCAGGGUUCAUCUUUUUUGCCAUAGUUCUUUAAAAACAAAUAGUGGGAUUUCCAGGGCAUUUCAAACCUUCCAACCUGGGCUACAUGCUGCAAAAAGAAUCUUUUGGUCAGAGGAAAGAAAGAAAGACAGAUUCAACCCCUUUCACAUUUCCACCUCCACAGUUUCUUUUCAGAAUUAGCUGUGCAGUAUUUUGUAAAGCAGAAGGUCAUAUUUUCCUGUUCAGUUCUUUGUGGGGAAAUGUGAACUUCUGAUUUUCAGUUAUGCAAUAUCUGUGUUUUGUUCAGUUGUCGAUGUAUGCCUGUGUAACUAUAUAGUCAUGGUCUCUGUAGUGUUUGUUACAUUAUAACUGAUCUUCUGUUACUUUAAGUGUUAAUUUUUGGUGUGAUUUUUUUUUGGUAUGGAAAGAGGCAGAGAGAGGAGGUAUAUGUGCGACGAUGGCAGCAGUUGUCAGGUUUUUUGUGUUUUGUUCCAACCCACCAGAAACACAACACGCACAACACACGGGACUGAAGACCCCUCAUGAUACCGUGGCACCCUGGACUGAAAGUAUUAGGAAACAUGAGUGAAGCAUCCAGGGUAAAAAAAAACCCGAAUGGUUUCAAUAAUUAUCACUCACUAUAUAAAUUUCCAACUACUUCAGUUCCUUUGUUCCAUUUUCUAAUUAGCCACCCAAAAAAAAAAACAUAAUUCUGCAUAAAUAAACCUAAAGGUGUCUAGUUUUAAUAAGUUUGAAAGUUGUGAAGAUAAAUUAUAAAAGAGUUUCUGUUUUGUUUUAAAUUUGAGUACUCAGCUGAAUAGCAGUAGUUGUACAUAAAGGAAACAUAAACGACAUAAAACCUUAAACAGAAGAUGCUAAAUUGAAAAAAGACAAAUGUUAUUCUGGAGGUAAAUAGUCAGCAGUGUGUGUGUUUCACAGUUCUAAUGUUUGAGGUGACUGGAGAACGUUAUCUACCUCAAGUUGUCACUGAGGCUCGGCUGAAGAAAUAAAACCUUGUUCAAUCACA
Toxotes jaculatrix (banded archerfish) is the source of this 6351-nucleotide messenger RNA. RefSeq names its product solute carrier family 12 member 7b (gene slc12a7b). The record is from RefSeq and is a predicted model, not a curated record. Gene Ontology annotation, molecular function: potassium:chloride symporter activity. Gene Ontology annotation, biological process: potassium ion homeostasis; cell volume homeostasis; potassium ion import across plasma membrane. Lineage: Eukaryota; Metazoa; Chordata; Actinopteri; Toxotidae. The transcript has 26 exons. Gene Ontology annotation, cellular component: membrane. Bases 276 to 3662 code for a protein of 1128 amino acids.